GAGAGUGCUAGACAGGGAGGAGAGGAGAACAGAGGACAGUUGGCUACACUGCUCAAAUGCAGUCGGAGGUUGGGAGGCGAGGAGGAUGAGUGAGCGUGGGGGAAGGAGAAGAGACAAAGGGAGAUCACAUCGCUGUUUUUGUUCAAGAGAAACGAGGGAAGAGAGUGAUCUACACGGAAACGAGAAAGCAAGGAGAGCCCAACCAUGACUCUGUCAUUUUUCAGCCAGAGGAAGCAAGUCAACGGAUAACAGCAAGAGCUCCUUUUCCUCUGUCAGGGAGGGAACUGAGGGGGAGAAUUUCACAUGAAUAUAAAAGCUCUGUUUUUCUUUUCUUUUCUUUAGCAAAACCAUAGCUGAUUAAUAAGUUCCUUUUUGAAUCGAGAGAGUCACGAAUCGACAUUUUGCCUUUACUUUUUUUUCCAGCAUCCCGAGAGAAAUAAACAGGAAGGAAAUCAGACUGUCUUUUUUUUUUUUUUUUGUACAGACUGUCCAGACUUCACUCUUUUCAUUAUUAGUGUUACUUUGCAGAUGAUAUGCAGAAAAAUCAGGUUUUUCUUAUGCAAAAGUUUUCUAUGUUAUUGAAAUAGUUCAUUAUUUCGUAGUGUUUUGGACACAUCUACAUUGUGGUAACGUUGUUGUUGUAGUUGCGAUGUUCUGUUUGAGCUGGAAGCAUGUGUGUGUAUGUGCUCUCGAGCAAUAUUUGAUUUCCUCGUUGGACUGCUGCCCUAGCAGAGUCUGUAUCCCUGCGAGUGUCUGGUGCUUUCUUCAUUGAGAUGUCAACAUUGAUUAACUUUAUGGCAGCAGAGACAGUGGCGGGACUUUGCCGUCUCGUGGCGUUGCGUGUAGCAGACUAUUGAUCGUCAGCACGAGCGUGAGCAUGCAUUAACCCGGCGCGUGUGUGUAAAGUCUCUCGACCGUCCGAUUAGCCCGAGCCGCGGCUGACAGGUUGUGUGUUGGCGGAACUCUCCGCCUUCUGUUUGGGUUCCGUCAAGGUUUCGUCUGGCACAGAUCUGCGCUGCCUUCUGUCACCAUGGCAACAAGCUGGCAACUGUGAAGUCUAACAUUGAUGAUUCAAGUUGCUGUAAACUUUUAAGGUCACUCCGUCUCGCACCAUUUAGAUAAGAGCCGACUAGCAGAUUUCAAGGUGCUUGAAUUUUUUUUGUCUGUCUGUCUUGUCUUGUGUUGUCUUUUUUUUUUUUUUUUUUUAAGUUAAUAUCUGUCAUCAGUUGCAAAAAAAUAAAAACAGGAUUGCAAACAUUUUGGUCUUGGAGUCGACUACAGAGCACUUGUGUUGUAGUUAAACUCAGGUUUCAUCUUCGUUCUGGCGUGCCAACAAUAUCCAUCCCUGCUGGCAGAGGUUUGUGAAGGCAAGGUUUGUGGCUGCUUAUUAACCAAGCUUCCACUGAACCUGUCCCAUAAGCUGCUCCCUAUGCUAGCGAUAUAAUAUUACCAUCCUUGUGUUCUUCAUGCUCUCCUGAAGCAGAACGCCACUUUUUUUCACUUGCAGCCUCGCACAGUGAGGCCUUAUACAGACACUUUGGAUCUUUUACUUCUCUUACAACGGCUGACUUACUGGGACUUCAUCCACUCAUAAAUCCACUUUUUUUAUCUUGGAACAGGGAUUCUGCCAUAUUCUCGCUGAACAGGUGCUACAUCCGAGUUGCUGUGGUUCGACACUGUUCAAGGCUCAGUUCUACGUACUGUUUCUCUGUGUUUUUGUAAUCUUAUUGUUGAGUAUUUAACCCCCAUGAUUUUUUUUUUUUUUUUACGCCUUUUGUGUACGCCGUGCACCCGUCACACUUGGUCACAAACUAAGAACACAUUUUGUCACUGAUCUUUGCACAGAUUUGUGUGUGUGUGGGAUCUAUGUGCGUGCCAAGUCCAGCUCACACUCCAGGACUGCAUCAAGUCAUAUUACGUGCCGUGUAUGUGUAUGAGUUGGUGCAUUUAAUCAACUCUCAGUGAGGUCUCAUAAGCGUUUGCACUUAGUGGACCUCUUUAGAGCUGCACUGAAAAGACACUACGAGCUUAAUAAUAAGCUUGUUCAACUUUAUUACACUCCACAGCAACACCAGAGCACUACCAGAGCACUACCAGAGCAGUGUAGGUUCUAGGGGAAGUGCACGGGGCUGUCGCCUUGACGUCCAUUUCUCGUCUUGUCUCACUUGAACCGUUCUCUAACGGCAACAGACGAUAGAAUCAAUAUCGCUGAUUAAAGCCAUUGGUGCUCUGCUGAAACAAUCUGACUGACAAAUCUGAAGCUCCGUAUGUCAGAAAGCAGUCCGAUCUGAUGUUUUAGAUGUAAUGUUUAAGCAGAUGCUUGGCACUUUCCUAUUGGAACGGGGAAAGUGUCUGAGGACAUGACUGUCUAAAGAGCAAGAGUAAAGGUCAGCCAGCUGAAUUCUGAAGCGAGGAUACUGUUAGUCACCGAAAGUGCUUCUGAGGACUUGGUAAUAUAUGCAGUGGACUAGGACUGUGCUUCAUGCUCGUAGGACUGUUCUGCAUGUGCGCACGCACUGUUCCCGACUUUUCAGAACAGCUGGUAAAUAUAGACUGUUGUUUCUUUGCCAGAGGUUUCAUAAGUGUUUAUGUGAAGCUCCUGCUUUCUUGUAUUACGUGGGGUUUUUUUUCCUCAGGAAACUGAUUUAUUAAGACCUGCUCCAUUUGAGAGAAACGUCGCUCAGAUGGGAGGUGUCAUUUAGGAUAAUGAGCAAGUGAUUGAUUUUUCCAGUCCUCCCUUUAAUGAGUCCUCCCGUCGGAGAUCUCUUAGGGCAGAACUUCGGAUCGAGCCAAUCAAGUCUCAUUACGGUCGCACUGACAAGCUGCUGGUGAGAAGUCGUGUUCCAGAUGUUGGAAGAUGACAAACGAUAUAACUUGGCUCACACAGAUGUACAAAAUGGUGCUCUAAUUGUGUAACCUUUUAUAAUAGCCAUAUUUUGAUCUGAUUUCUAGAACAUUGGUAGAACAGUUUCAGGGCUCUCAAGGAUUAGUUUACCUUUUUCUAAAUCAGUCAUAUUUCUAUGUCUGUAAUUAUCUUAACAAUCUAGCUAUGUAACUUGGGGCUUGUUUUUCUUUGUUUCGAGUCUCUCAGUGAAAGAAUUUGGGUUAUUGACUAGCAAGAAACAAUCAGCGAAAGUGAAUAUUUGAAAGUCGACUUACUUUUUAACCAAAAGGAAGGAGGGACAAAGAGUCAGCCUGGAGAACGGGAAAGAAUACGUGGGCGGGGGAACGGGGGAGAGAGAGAUCAUCUGGAAGAAGCGGGCGAGCGUGAUCGAAAGAGAGCGAGUGAGGGAGAGGGAGCGAGAACGAGAGGAGGAGGAGAGGAAGAACGGGGCCCAGUACACAGUCUGGAGGUUAAGGGAGGGAUUCCAGGAGAGGAGGGAUAGAGAAGGGGAAGAACUGAAAGGAAAGGGUAUAGAAGGAGCACGAGAACCUCAGCCAGAAGUGAUUUGGAAGAGGCGAGAGGAAGAGGAGAAAGAGAGAGAGAGGAUACAGCUGGAAGACAGGGGACCCAGAAUCAUCUGGAGAAAGAAGGAGAGAGAAGGAGAAGUAAGAAGGAAUAUAUAUGUCGGUGACUUGAAACAAAAAGGCGAAAAAGAAGGGAAGCGAUCAGCCGAGUGAGCUCGAUCCAGACUAGAAUUGGUGCUUUCUGUCUUUUCUGUGUUCUUGAUCUGAAACUCGGUUCCUUUCCACUGCACUGUAAAGUUUACUGUAUUCUUUUAUCACAAGGACUGAUUUCUAUCAUUUAGCUCUUUAGGAUUUGAUUGGAAUGAUUUGUAUAUAGUGCUUUUAAACCAGGACAUGAGUCUUUAAACCACUGAGAUGUUAUGUACUUGGCUUUGUGUGAUUCUUUAAUCAGGAUCUUCUCAACCUUGAGGUAGAUUAUCCAGUGGUUCAUUGGUCUUUCACCUGUUCUCUCUCUCUCUCUCUCUCUCUCUCUCUCUCUCUCUCUCUCUCUCUAUAUUGAUCUGUCUCUGUCUAUUGGAAGCCUCUUCUCUUAGAGUCUCAGUUGCAGCUAAUAGUUUUUUAUGGGACUCUUUCAGAUUAGAGCUCUUAUAGCUUAGCCUAACUCAUCGAAACCAAAACACACCCCAAAUAUCUAUGAAUUUAUUAAGCUUUCUUUCAGUCAUGCACAUUUUACUGUAAAGUGCAAGGCCAUUAAAAGACACCAACAAACUGACAUUAAGAAGACAAUCAAGCUGAGGUUCUUCUCACUGGAGCUUAUGGUGCUCUAAUGAUGCGAAUAUAAAAUGUGAAUUAAUAUUUAUCUCUAUGCAGGCUAAGAUCUGAUGCAAACCCUCUCACACAGACGUUAACACACACACACCAACACUGUGUGAACACACUGAUGUCACAGUCUGCGUGAUUUGGAACAGGAAACACUUUUAUUCUCUUUACUACAUAGCCUUUCUCCCCCUCCCCGUUUCUCACAUCCUUCUUUUUUAAUGAACUGAGCUAACAGCAACACUGUCAUUUCUUUGGUCCAAAGAUGAAGGGAUCAGUAGACAGAGAGAAACAAGGAACUGUAACAGAAAAGAAAGGACCUGUUUGCAAUUUAUUCGAAAGAGACACUUGGAGAGACCUAAAGAGAACCUAAGGCCUGUUCAAUUCAGAGCUGAACUGCUAGACGAGUGGAAAAUGGAACUCGUCCCCAAAACUAAAUACACCCCUUUCAGGAGUGACUCGUUCAGUUCUACAGACGAGACGGCGUCUAAUCCUUCUCUCCCUUCCUCAGCCCCCCUCACCCCUCUUACUCCUCCGAGCAUUGCUUCAUCUCUGUCUUCCUCAUCGCUGGCCCCUAUCCUGCCCCCGACGUCCCCUCGGCCAGCUGAGAACAGCCCCACUACGCUGUGCUCCUUCUUUCCCAGGAUGGGCUCCCUGCGGCUGGGCAUGUCUGCCACCUUUCUCCCAGGCCUGAAAGCGUCCAGCAGGCCCCAGGAGACACCCAGCACCUCCUCCUCUUCCUCUGCUUCUCCUCCUCCUCCUCCUCCUGCUCCUAUUCUACUUCCUCUAAUGGCUCCCUCUCCUCCUCCUCGUCCCCCACAGGACAUGAACCGGCUUGGUGGCGCGUCGCGGAGGACCCGUGUGGAAGGGGGUCAGCUCGGGGGCGACGAGUGGACGCGCCAUGGCUCCUUCGUCAACAAGCCCACGAGAGGAUGGCUGCACUCGGACAAUGUGGUCUGCACUACUGGCGUCAGCUACACCGUUAGGUACAUGGGUUGCGUCGAGGUGCUACAGUCAAUGAGGGCGCUGGACUUCAACACCAGAACUCAGGUUACCAGGGAGGCAAUCUCAGUGGUGUGUGAGGCAGUACCAGGUGCCAAAGGAGCUCAACGCAGAAGGAAGCCUACAUCUCGGUGUAUGACCACUAUCCUAGGGAAGAGUAACCUCCGGUUUGCUGGAAUGACAAUCAACCUCACCGUGUCGACCAACAGCUUAAACCUACUGACCACCGACAGCAAACAGAUUAUCGCCAACCAUCACAUGCAGUCCAUCUCUUUUGCAUCGGGAGGAGAUCCAGAUACGGCAGAAUAUGUAGCCUACGUAGCCAAAGAUCCUGUCAACCAGAGAGCAUGUCACAUCCUGGAGUGUUCUGAGGGCUUGGCCCAGGAAGUGAUCAGCACCAUUGGACAGGCCUUUGAGCUGCGUUUCAAGCAGUAUCUGAAGAACCCCCCUAAACUUGUGACCCCACAUGACAGGAUGGCUCCUUUCGAUGGCUCACAAUGGGAGGAGGAAGAAGAGGACUGUGGCCCUCCCCUAGAGGUUCCAUAUUAUAAUAACUUUCCCGGGAAACAGCCGCCCCCAGGAGGCCUGGUGGACAUGAGAACUCGUCCUGGACACAGCACAGGAGCCACACUACCGUAUGGUCAGCCUGGAAUAAAUGACAUCCAUAAGCAACCUCUGCCUCCACUACCAGUUGGAGCAAAAGAAGGCGGCCUGUUUGAUGACCCAUCAUAUGUCAAUGUGGACAAAUCCCGCCCCCAAGUGGCCGCAGCUAAUGGUAGUUCUCACCGAGAUGCUUUUGACAUGAAGCCAUUUGAUGAUGCCCUGACCGUGUCGGGCACAAUGCCCCCUCUGGCUCAGCAGCUGCAGAGUGAACCCUGGUUUCACGGUCCCUUGAGCCGCAAGAUGGCAGAGAAACUGCUGAUCAAAGAUGGCGACUUUCUGGUGCGUGAGUCAAGUACCACGCCAGGCCAGUACGUGCUCACAGGCCAGCAGGGUGGCCAGCCCAAACACCUGCUGCUGGUGGACCCGGAAGGAGUGGUCCGUACCAAAGACCAUCGCUUUGAAAGCGUCAGUCACCUGAUCAGUUAUCACAUGGACAACCGACUGCCGAUCGUAUCUGCCGGAAGCGAGGUGUGCCUGCAGCAGCCAGUGGAACGCAGAGCCUAAGUGUCACACACACUAUUCUUCUCCUGCCAUGGUGUCUCCUUCCUUCUCAAACUCUCGCAAUUCGACUUUUUUCCCAGAGAUUUUCUUGCUUUUUUCCACAGAGAGGAUGAGCAACAAAAAGCAAGUAACAAAGUGAGCUCUGUGCUUUGUCAAUCCGUAACGAAGCUUGGAAGUGAUGCGAUCACUGGACUUAUGGACCAAGAGAAAUUCACAGCCUUCAGAUUAAGCUGUAAGAAUAAAAGCAAGAUUUCAAUGGGGGGAAAAAUGAGCCAAAAAAAAGAAAAUCCAACAGACUGGUGUAUGGCUAGGUAUGGUGUAAUGUGAUGUCACUUCCCCUAUAAAGUUGAGUGUGAGGUGUCUGGGAAUCAAAGACUCGAAAGACUGUCAGAUUGGUUUCAGUAAUUUGUUCAUUAAUUCACUCUCAAUGCACUGGUUUCUUCAUCCAGAAUCAUUGUCAGAAUUAACAUGUUCUUCAGGAUCCAACAGGUAGAUCACUCCCAAUCUCCUACUUGGAAUUGUGCAUUUCUGCCCUAGUUGUUCCUAGAUGUAUCUCCCAUUUACUAUUUGGGAGUGUUCCAAGACCACAUAUCAUUCUAUAUGCAAAGAGGAAUAAAUUAUAUUCUGUAGAUUAUAGAUAUAAUAAAGAAAAAAGAAAAAAACAGUACCAGAUGUAAACAAAUAAGAGUAACAUAUUUACUUUCAUUGAAACGGUGAACUGGUUAAGGAGCAGAGAUCAGGAUCUAAAGAAACACAACACACACAUCCAGAACCCCACAAUCUGCAAAAAAUGGACUCGAUGAAAGAGGCCCAGAGCGAUGGACUGUAUGAAGAGUUGCUCUAAGCUUAUCAGGACUCAAAAAAGGGGAAAGAGAAAGUCAUAUCCUGUUGUGGUGAGGAUUUCCUCUUCGAGAGCACCUGUAUCAUGAACUUUUGUUUUGUUUUGAUUUUUCGAGCUGUAUAUUUCACUUCUUUUUAUGUGUUCGCCUUGACAAUCUGUCUCCAUGUGUAAUUGAGUUGAAGUGUAAAAAUGAUGAGACUCAAAACGUGUAAGAAGACAUAAAAGAAAAGAUAGGGGUGCUAAAAUGAAUUCAGAUAUGAUAACAUGUUGCAUAUGAUGCAUAUUUCUGAACUUGAGGAACAUUCAAUUGAUAUGAAGUCACUCAUAUUUUAUUGCCUCCACCCUAUAAUCAAGGAAAAGAACACACACCAUUUUUUCCUGUUCCUAUUUGAAUUGUGCCUUUUCACACAACAAAGCCACAUCAUUAGGAUGCAGUCGAAGUAAAAAAUGAAAACUCAAGAACUUCAUCGGUGUUCAUAAUGUUUUUUCUGCCAAAAUUCCUACUCAAGUGCAGUUCAAUUUGCUCCAGGUUUUAGACUAUGGCAAUCUUAGUUGUUUUCUUGCACAUUUCUCGUAAUCCUGCUGGUAAAUAGUGCUUAUGUUUUAGUGCUGUGACUUAAUGAAAACUUCUAGCUAUUGUUUUAUUCCGUUUCUUUGCUUGUGAUAUAGUUUGUUUGUUUUUUCGCUUUUGAAAAACGGCUUACCUGCUUCCUAAAAUGUACAUAGAUUUCACACAAUGUUCAGAAUUCUUGUAAAAUCACCCAAGACCCAGACUGGAUGAGGCCAGACAGCCACGUUAUUAAUGUCCGCAUCGAUUGAGGAAGAAAGAAACCAAUUAAAACGAUGAUAGUGAGUUUUAUUCUUUGAUAGAUUUACUAAACCAUAAAUUCACUGCAGGGUUUGAGUUUAUCUCCAAAUGUACCACUCAAGAGCAAAGAUGUUUGUAAUUGGAAAUGUGAUAUCAUCAUGAUUAGUUGGACUGGAUCUGUACCAGGCAUAUUUGGGCUGAUAUUAGGCCGACAGUGAUGAUGUGUAGGGCAGGCAGACUCAUGUCUGGGGCUCAGUUUGCCAUCUUAAAUUAUUUGACGACUUCGCUCCAUGGGUGUAGUCAAAAAUGUGACUGGUGCAGUGCCAAGUGCAGUCUACCCAGGUGUGUGGGUGUGAUGGAAAGUCCUGGAACAAUCUGGCCUACUCAGUCUCACUGAAUCCUCCUCAGUGUUGCAUGGAAACCUUACUGCAGUUUUUGUGUUAUAGUGACAGUGUUUCUCUCUCUCUCUCUCUCUCUCUCUCUCUCUAUCUUUGGUGUGCUCACCUUAUGACUGAUUGUGGGUUGUUGUUCUUUUUGUUGCAUUUUCUAGGCCAAAGGUUUAUUUUGCCUUACCAGCACAAGACUUGUUUUUUAAAUGUUGCCUUUUCUUUUUGAUUUAUUUUAAUAUGCCUUUACUGUUCUUUUUUUGGGGGGGGGAGUACAUGUUUACAUAUGUAUCUGGAACUAUAGAUUGCAUAUAUAAAUGCGUUAUCAGACAA
Messenger RNA from Hemibagrus wyckioides, 8758 nucleotides. RefSeq names its product SHC (Src homology 2 domain containing) transforming protein 1 (gene shc1). The transcript is spliced from 12 exons. Gene Ontology annotation, molecular function: receptor tyrosine kinase binding. Gene Ontology annotation, cellular component: plasma membrane. Gene Ontology annotation, biological process: cell surface receptor protein tyrosine kinase signaling pathway; intracellular signal transduction. NCBI's taxonomy places the organism in Eukaryota, Metazoa, Chordata, Actinopteri, Siluriformes, Bagridae. Bases 4639 to 6393 code for a protein of 584 amino acids. The record is from RefSeq and is a predicted model, not a curated record.